CACAGCACCAGGGCUGUGGAAUUAUUUGGAGACACUACUUCGGAAAUCAAACACGGAAUUCAGCGUGGUUAUUGCCCAGAUGAACAGAAGGAACUAUUCGUCACGUUCAGUUCAUUCGUUGCAUGUUGGGAAAAUGAGGAUGAAGCUUUCAAAAGGAUGGAUUACAAAAGCUCGAGAUUCUUAUUCUGGGUCCAUGCAGCUAUGCGGAUUCAGAGGGGGAGGAAACUCUGCGGCAAAGUCAUUGUUCUGGCAACCUAGGAAAGGGCAGUCCUUUGUGUUGGUUUUUGACACGGAGCGAGAAAGAAAUGGGGCUCUCGUUCUGGCCAGAAAACAUGCUCUUGAUUGCAAUGUGAAUCUUGCCGGGCCGGAUGACGAUGUUUUGCUGUGAAUCUAACAGCUCUCUCAUUUCCAUUUUUUUUUUGUUUUUUAAGUUUUUUUUAAUUUGUUUGUGUGUGGGUGUGGGAUAGAAAGGGUUGUUUGUUUACUAAUGAGUUAGUUAGUUACAUCCAUGAGGCAUUUGUUUUUAUUGUUUGCCGAAUCAAAGGGGUUGUAACCAAUUUCACUAGCAACCAAAUACGGAGUAGUAUUCAUUUGUUUUUUUCAAGUUUAAUUUUUUUUAAUGACUUGCGUUUGUUAACACCUUAGUGUAUGUGAGAUUGAUAAUUUGAUAUUGGCAAAAUGGCAACACCGAAUAUAUAACCAACAGGUGA
Cuscuta campestris is the source of this 710-nucleotide messenger RNA. The record is from the annotation of a GenBank genome assembly. Lineage: Eukaryota; Viridiplantae; Streptophyta; Magnoliopsida; Solanales; Convolvulaceae.